GACGGAUUGACGACUGCUCUGUCGGUCUUCCACGUUGUAAGUGUGGAGAAAAGAACUUGUUUGUUGGGUAUUAGAACGGGAUGCCGAACACUGUUAUGUGCAAGCUGUCAUACUGUUAAAGUCUUUACUCAAAUCAACGUUUAUUUUAUAUUAAAAAAACCUAACAUAAAGUUAGUGUAAAACAUUUUACAAAAUGAGGAACAUUUUUUUCUUUAUUUUACUCGCCUUUCCGGCCGUUAUUUUCACUGUAAAUAAAGGUGUUGGUGUAGCUUUUGCCGAAGAAGAAGAUGCUGGCGAUGAUAUUGUCGACAUAGAAGGAGAGGACAGUGGAGUUUUGACAGAAGAAGAACCAGAGGAGGAUACAGUGACAGCAUCAAAGGAUGUGGACACGACAAUAUUAUUCAUUGAACCUGCUCACAAUCCACUCAAUACUCUCGAAUUACCAGGAGGCGUUCCAGUGGAAUUCUUGAUCGGUUUUACAAAUAAAGGUGAGACCGAUUUUAUUGUGGAAACCGUCGAUACAUCAUUCCGCUAUCCCAUGGAUUUCAAUUUUUAUAUACAAAAUUUCUCGACUGUUGCGUAUAAUAAGAUCGUUAAACCUAAUCAUGAGGCAACUCUUGCUUACUCGUUCGUACCAUCAGAAACAUUUGCCGGACGGCCUUUUGGACUGAAUAUCAACUUGAACUACAGAGAUGCUGGUGGUAACACGUUUAGCGAAGCUGUCUACAAUGAGACGGUACAGAUUAUAGAAUUGGAUGAAGGUCUGGAUGGAGAGACGGUGUUUCUUUAUGUCUUUUUAGCUGCUUGUGUAGUUCUAAUUCUUGUUGGAGGUCAGCAGCUUCUUUCAUCUUUCGGUAGAAAGUCACGAUCUUCUUCUUCGCGUAAAGCACCAGUUGAAAUGGGUACUUCUAACCCAAAUAAUAUUGACUACAGUUGGGUGCCAGAAGAAACAUUGAGAAUGUUUGAGAAAUCCCAAAAGAGCCCAAAACAAAGUCCAAGGCAAAGGAAGGUGAAAAGAUCUGCGGGUUCAGAUGAUUGAAAGUAACAAUUAACAUGUGAUUUAUUUAAAUAAUUUGCUAUAAAAUUGGUUGAGUAGCUUCACCACUUUCAACUCUACAAGACAAUUUUUAUGAUAUUGUAUAUGCUAGAAUAAUUUUUCAUUAUUGAAUCAUCUGCUCAACGUCAAUUAUUUGUUAUCACUAGUAUCGAAAUAUCAAUUUUCUCUCAAGUUAUUUAUCAUCUACAAAUUUUAUUUUUAAUGCAGAUAAACUACAAUCUUUACUCUUCGAUAAUUUCUAGUGAACAAACAGAAUUUUUGUUUUAGAAAUGUUUAUUUAGAAAUCCAUGUUGUUAUGCCGUGUUACUUUUAAAAAAUGAGUGAAUGAACUUUUUAUCAAUAUAAAUGGUUAUCGGUGAAGUAAAAUAAUUUUUUCUAUUUCAUUGGGAAUGAACAUGUGUUUUUUUAACUAAGCCCUUCCUUAGAAAUGUAAUUGAAUGUAAAUUGCAACUUCAAACAGACUGCGAGAUUUAUGUUGAAUAUUACCUAGGAUUGUAAAUAAAAUUUUCAUAGAAA
Molecule: messenger RNA, 1573 nt
Organism: Leptopilina heterotoma
Lineage: Eukaryota; Metazoa; Arthropoda; Insecta; Hymenoptera; Figitidae
Product: translocon-associated protein subunit alpha
Exons: 5
Coding region: 194-1039 (281 amino acids)
Cellular component (GO): endoplasmic reticulum membrane; endoplasmic reticulum
Source: RefSeq, a predicted model, not a curated record